Molecule: messenger RNA, 2474 nt
Organism: Oryzias latipes (Japanese medaka)
Lineage: Eukaryota; Metazoa; Chordata; Actinopteri; Beloniformes; Adrianichthyidae
Gene: rad17
Product: RAD17 checkpoint clamp loader component
Biological process (GO): mitotic DNA replication checkpoint signaling; DNA damage checkpoint signaling; DNA repair
Molecular function (GO): ATP hydrolysis activity; DNA clamp loader activity; chromatin binding
Source: RefSeq, a predicted model, not a curated record
UUCCUGUGUACGUUUCGAGGGGGUUGAACCGGAGUUUUUAAACUUUACCGAACAGGACCUGCCCCAACUCCCCACCCAGCUGUGGUCCACCAAAGCAAAGCGAACUUGGCCCAGAGCAAAGAGCAGACGCAGCGGGCCGAACCGGUCCGGGUUUGGUGUAGAAUUUCUCUUAGUGAAACCUCUGCUUUUUGAGCGCGUGCGUGUUUUGCAGUCCUAGUGCUCUGUAUCCUCUUCAAGCUGAGUCCGGUCCGGCUUGGACCGGAACCGGCACCCAUGGAUCCUUUACCCGAGGGGUCCAGAACCGCCGCGAGCUCGGUGAAGCGCUGGGUCGACCCGUCCUUCAGUGAGCUGUCAGCACAAAGUUCUGAUCCGUUUCUCUGGUCCAAAACGGACACGAAGAAUCCGAAGAAAAGGAAAGGGGGGGCUUUCAGCUGUCAGCGGUUGGAGUCUGACCAGGGGGGCCAGGAUGAGUCGUGGGUGGACAGGUAUUCGCCGCAGUCACAGGCGGAACUGGCCGUCCACAAGAAGAAGGUGGAGGACGUGCAGACCUGGAUGAACGCUCACAGGUCGAAGGGCGGCAUUCUGGUUCUGACUGGACCGUCUGGCAGUGGGAAGACGGCAACAGUCCGGGUUCUGAGUCAGGAGCUGGGCCUUAAAGUUCAGGAGUGGACCAACCCUUCAAAUGUGGAACCGUACAGCAGCUGGCAGAACGCUGACUGGAGGAUCGAUGGGCUUACCUACAGCUCCCAGGUGACGCAGUUCAGGGAGUUCCUGCUUCGAGCCUACAAGUACGGCUGCCUGAGCAUGGCGGGAGAUGGAGGAGCUGCAGGCAAGAAGCUCAUCCUGGUGGAGGAUUUUCCCAACCAGUUCUCCCGGCAGCCUAGCAGUCUGCACGAUCUCCUGAGGCGCUUUGUCAGGAUCGCCCGCUGCCCCCUGGUGUUCGUCGUGUCGGAGUCAGUAAGUGGAGACGGCAGCGUACGCUCGCUUUUCCCCAGAGAGAUCCAGGAGGAGCUGCACAUCAACUGCAUCAGCUUUAACCCCGUGGCUCCCACCUCCAUGAUGAAGGUCCUGGGUAGCAUUUCAGCCCAAGAGGCGGUCAAGAGCGGUGGCAGGACGAGCGUCCCGGGCCAAGCGGAGCUGGAGGCGCUGUGCUCAGGAAGCGCCGGUGACAUCCGCAGUGCCAUCAACAGUCUGCAGUUCUUAUGCCUGCUAGGCUCCUCUGGGAACUCAGGUGUGUCCAGAACCAAGAAAGACAGACCUGCAUCAGGUAGAAGAGGAGCCUCCAGAAGCAACCAGAAGACCAAGAAGACAAAGACUGUGAAGGAUCAGGAGGAGGAGCGAGCCAUUGGAGGGAAAGAUGCAGCUCUGUUCCUGUUCAGAGCGCUGGGCAAAAUCCUGCACUGCAAACGAGGCGGGCACACGGAGGUUCCCAGCCCCGCCUUACCGCCUCACCUGCUGCAUCACUGCAGAGAAGAUCUGCUGGUGGAGCCAGAGGUGGUUGUUGAGCGCUCGCACGUGUCUGCAGAGAUGUUCAACCUCUACCUGCACCAAAACUACCUGGACUUCUUCUCGGAGGUGGAGGACGUGGAGAGAGCCAGCGAGUACCUAUCUGAUGCCGACCUGCUUGCUGCCGAUUGGACGAACCGCAUCAUCCUGAGGGAUUACAGUUCUUCAGUGGCCGUCAGAGGGAUCCUGCACUCAAACUCCCACCAGGUCUCUGUGGGAUUUAGACCACUGCACAAACCUGCCUGGCUACAGGUCAGCACCAAGCAUCGUGAAAACUGCCUGGCAGCUCGCCAUCUCUUCAGAGACUUCUGUCUUCCCGCAGCCUGCCUGCAGGUGGAGCUGCUGCCCUACCUGGCGAAGCUGACCAACCCCAUGAGGAACCACACACAGAUCACCUUCAUCCAGGAAGUGGGUCAGAUGUCACUGAGGAAACACCCUUCCAGAGUGAAGUUAGAGACACUGACCGAUAAGGAGACUGCCCCAGAAGAGGAAGAGGAGAAAGAGGACAGGGGUCUGGUAGAAGGUCAGGACCAGAGUGAGGAGGCUCUGACAGCCAGUCAGCCCAAACCAACCCUGAGCCGAGCUCUUCUGGAGGACGAGGAAGUGUCGAUAGAAGAGUAUUCUAGUGACUGACGGAGGACCUGCUGCUUUGGAGGACUGGUCAUGACUGUGUUCAACGGAUGGUUGGAACGAAGCAGCUGUGCUCCUCUUCAGGAGAACUGGCCCUGAGCAGCUGCUCUGUCAACGUUCGGCCGUUCGGUCUGGCUCGCUUCGAUCACGUCAAGAAUGGAAAACAGCUGAUAGAAAUGUUCUGCAAUGUUCUUUCUUCCGCAGGUUUCUUCAGACGCUCCACUAGCUAGCAGCUCAGCAGUUCACCACAUUGGUGUCUAGCCUGUAAUUCCUGAGGAACUUAAUGCUUCCUCAGACCUGUGGUUGUUCUGAAAGUUAAUUAAAAUGUUAGAAAACAG